Messenger RNA from Pelmatolapia mariae (spotted tilapia), 1458 nucleotides. Its product is annotated as zinc finger and BTB domain-containing protein 16-A-like. Gene Ontology annotation, biological process: regulation of transcription by RNA polymerase II. Bases 217 to 1458 code for a protein of 413 amino acids. The record is from RefSeq and is a predicted model, not a curated record. The transcript is spliced from 2 exons. Gene Ontology annotation, molecular function: protein binding; DNA-binding transcription factor activity, RNA polymerase II-specific; RNA polymerase II cis-regulatory region sequence-specific DNA binding. Lineage: Eukaryota; Metazoa; Chordata; Actinopteri; Cichliformes; Cichlidae.
UGUUGAUUUGCUAAGGCGAGAGAAGAAAGGAGUUAGAGCAUGUUCUGAGAGCGGGUACUGCGAACUGCCUUACUAUGCUGUAGCCCCAAUCCCCCUGCACUAUCCGGAAUCAAAACGUGCAACUUAGGUUUCAUCUUGUUUACAAAGAUAGCUAAAAACAUUGUUGAUCGGGGAAGGAGAGCCUCAUGAGUCGGCCUCGUGGUUUGCAUCGACAUCAUGGAUUUAACUAAAAUGGGUAUGAUCCAGCUUCAGAACCCCAACCACCCCAAUUCCCUGCUGCAGAAGGCCAACCAGAUGCGUCUGGCUGGAACUCUGUGCGACGUGGUCAUCAUGGUAGACAGCCAGGAGUUUCACGCUCACAGGACUGUGCUAGCCUGCACCAGCAAAAUGUUUGAAAUCCUCUUUCACCGCAGCAGCCAGCAUUAUACCCUGGACUUCCUAUCACCAAAGACUUUUCAGCAGAUUUUGGAGUAUGCUUACACUGCCACGCUCCAGGCCAAGGUGGAGGACUUGGAUGACCUUCUGUAUGCAGCCGAGAUACUUGAGAUUGAGUACUUAGAAGAGCAAUGCCUGAAGAUCCUGGAAACCAUCCAGUCCUCAGAUGAAAAUGAUGCUGAGGUCAACGCUAACGAUGGAAGCACAGAGGAGGACGAUGAGCGCAAAGGUCACAAUGGAGCCAAAAACUCAAAAAAGCAUUCCAUGGGGAGCCUCUAUCUGUCAGGUACACAGCAAGUCUCUAACAUGCCUGGGAUCGUCGACCAGAGUCCCUCCGUCUCCACUUCCUUCGGUGUCUCCACCCUGAGUCCCACCAAAGCUGCUGUGGACAGUCUGAUGAGCAUCGGCCAGUCUCUGCUCCAGCAGGGCUUUGGUGGUGAACAACUAGUUCACGGCAACUCCAACCAACUGAUGACAGAGAUCAAGACUGAGAUGAUGCAAGUGGAUAUGGGCGGCAAUGGCCAUGAAAGCCCACAGAACAUGGAGUCCAGUGCCUCCAGCAAUGGAGAACGAAGUGGGGAGGACAGGAACAGAGAUGGUCCCGGAACGCCAACCAGGAGCAGCGUGAUCACCAGUGCCCGUGAGCUGCAUUACGUCCGUGACGAAGGCAUGGGCGACUCUCAAGGUGAAGUCAGUCAGAUGGGGGUGGAAGCAAUGGCUGGAAUGACUGAGAAACAUCUGGCCUCUCUCUACUCCUUACCUGUCAAUCAUAAAUCAGAUGCCAUGAUGUCCAUGCCGGUAUCCAUGGCGUCCGCUCUGCCCAUGUCCCCAGCCCUGGCUAUGUCUAUGGACUUCAGUGCCUAUGGGGGACUCCUGCCUCAGAGUUUCAUCCAGAGAGAAUUCUUCAGCAAGCUUGGGGAGCUGGCAGUGGGCAUGAAACCAGACGGCAGGAACCAGCAUGAACGUUGCAAUGUUUGCGGUGCAGAGCUACCAGAUAAUGAAGCUGUGGAGCAGCACAGGUAA